This is a messenger RNA of Manis pentadactyla (Chinese pangolin), 1827 nucleotides long. Its product is annotated as pulmonary surfactant-associated protein A-like. The transcript is spliced from 5 exons. Bases 48 to 881 code for a protein of 277 amino acids. NCBI's taxonomy places the organism in Eukaryota, Metazoa, Chordata, Mammalia, Pholidota, Manidae. The record is from RefSeq and is a predicted model, not a curated record. Gene Ontology annotation, cellular component: multivesicular body; rough endoplasmic reticulum.
GGAGGCUCUCUGGGCCAAGAUGAAGGUGGUAGCCCACAUCCAUAUAAAUGGUGCCAUCCACCUCUCCGCUCUACCCAAAGGCACAGAUCCACAUUGGCUCUGCUGGUGCGGCAGAGGCCACUGGAACAGAAGCCAUGCUACCAAGCUCUUUGGCCCUCGCCCUCGUCUCGCUUGUGGUUUCUGGCAUUGAAUGCGAUGUGAAGGAAGCCUGUGUUGGGAACCCUGGCAUCCCAGGAACUCCAGGAUCCCACGGCCUGCCUGGCAGGGACGGGAGAGACGGCAUCAAAGGAGACCCCGGCCCCCCAGGCCCCAUGGGCCCUCCUGCAGCAAUUCCAGACUUCUGUGGGUGUAAUGGGCUGUCUGGGGCCCCUGGCAUCACUGGAGAGCGUGGAGACAAGGGAGAGCCUGGCGAGAGAGGCCCUCCAGGGCUUCCGGCUUAUCUAGACGAGGAUCUUCAAACCACACUCCACUUCUUGAGGCAUCAAAGCCUUCAGUCACUGGGAGUCCUCAGUUUGCAGGGGUCCAUGCUGGCAGUGGGAGGAAAGGUCUUCUCCACCAAUGGGCAGUCAGUCAAUUUUGAUGCCAUUAGAGAGUCAUGUGCCAGAGCAGGCGGCCGCGUUGCUGUCCCAUUGAGUCCGGAGGAGAAUGAAGCCAUUGCAAGCAUCGUGAAGAAGCACAACACUUAUGCCUACCUGGGCCUGGCCGAGGGCCCAGCCACUGGAGACUUCCACUACCUGGAUGGGGCCCCUGUGAAUUACACCAACUGGUACCCAGGGGAGCCCCGGGGGCGGGGCAAAGAGAAGUGUGUGGAGAUGUACACAGACGGGCGGUGGAACGACAAGAACUGCUUGCAGUACCGAUUGGCCAUCUGUGAGUUCUGAGCAAGCAUCAGGGCCCUGGGAGAGAUUGAGUCCUGCCUUGCCACUCAACCUCCAUCUGUAGGAAACACCUGAUUUUUAUGAGAUGCUCUAUCUCUUUUUCAACAAAAUCCAUUUGUGGCUAUUAUAGUUGGAGGCACUCUUAGCCACUCUGCUCCCCAGUUGGGCCCUGCCCCUGCCCCCAGGAUCACUAGUCAGUCUGGCGCUCACCCCGGAGCCCUGUCUCAGCUCUGCACUCUAGGCCACCACUCCUAACUUUGCCCUUCGGCAAGAGAUGGAGACUUCCUUCCUCUUCUCGUCCAGUUCCUUCCUUUAUAGAUGGCCACGGUGACGUCCUGGGAUGGAAAUCCCUCAGAGUGUGCCUGCUUCCUGGCCCCCUCUACCCUUUUUCUGCAGUCCACCACCUGCCCAGCCUCAUCAAGAUUUAGCAGUCUGGACAAGCAUGAUGACAGACAGACAGACUUCUCAGAAACUCCAAAUGUGUGGGGAGGCCAACCUAACCCUAGUGACUGGCAUAUAUUAUCCACUCCCUUGAGUCCUGGGGUGCAACCCAACUCCUGGACCUGAAAUCAGCCAGUCUAUGCCCCACACCCCAGAAACAAUCCAAAUAAUUUCCUGCUGAUGGACAUAUCCCCACACCACUUGCCACACCAUGGACUAUUUAUUGAGCACAUACUGCCCAGCACCUUGAUAGCACUUCUGAUACACCUUCUAGAAUAUUAUUUAAUCUUCACACAAUGCCAUGGGACCACCAUUAUUUCCCCAUUUUUUAUAUGAAGAUAUUGAAACAGAAAAGUUAAAUGUUUUGAGUUUCAUUACAGUGAGUUUAUUAUAAGUGGCUGUGGCUGGAUUCAAACCCAUCUAUGUGGACCUGAAAAUCAUGCUCAUAACCACCCCACCUCACACUGAACAGAGAUGAUUUAACUGUAAUAAAUCAUGAAUGUGUUAA